Messenger RNA from Plasmopara halstedii, 1203 nucleotides. Its product is annotated as mannose-1-phosphate guanylyltransferase. Gene Ontology annotation, biological process: biosynthetic process. The transcript is spliced from 4 exons. Gene Ontology annotation, cellular component: cytoplasm. The record is from RefSeq and is a predicted model, not a curated record. The coding region runs from base 1 to 1203 and encodes 400 amino acids. Gene Ontology annotation, molecular function: transferase activity. Lineage: Eukaryota; Oomycota; Peronosporomycetes; Peronosporales; Peronosporaceae.
AUGUUGUCGUCAGGGGUGGCCGCAGUUGGCGGGGCAAAUGAUGCACACUUUCCUCAUUCUAAAGCAAUAAUUCUCAUUGGUGGUCCCAAUCAGCAGGGAAAUCAUUUCCGCCCUCUAUCGUUGGACUUACCCAAGCCGUUGUUUCAGUUAGCGGGUCGAGAGAUGCUCUACUUUCAUGUAGAGGCUUGUGCGCGUGUACCUAAUCUUCAAGAGAUCUUGAUGAUUGGAUCUUAUGAUGAAGGUCUCUUUUCACGCUUCUUUGAUACUGUGUGGCGUCGAUUUAACGUGCAGAUUCGAUAUCUACGCGAGAAUAAAGCACUUGGUACGGCUGGCGGUAUCCGCUUCUUUCGAAACGAAAUCAUGGAAGGAAAUCCUGCCAGCCUCUUUGUAUUGCACUGCGAUUUUUGGGUAAACGCGUCUUCCAUGAUGAAGCCAAGAAAUAUGGCUGUCUUGUGGCAGAUGCUACAACAAAGGAGAUUCUACACUGGGCGGAAAAACCCGAGACGUUUCGUUGGCGACAAACUCAGUCGACAACGAUUGCGAAGCGAGUCAAACUCGGAAGUCGAUACACAGUACGAUCUCAAGAAAUUAUUUCCCGAGUUUAGUAAUCUCGACAAUCUUCGACUAGAGCAAGAUAUUUUACUACCACUAGCUGAUCAGCAUUGUCUAUACCUUCACGAGCUGGGUGACUUUUGGUGUCAAAUCAAGACCCCUGGCAUGGCAAUAACGUGUUCUGAGCUAUACAUGCAGCGCUUUCGCUUUACAAAUCCCAGUGCUUUAAGCACAACGGGAGGAAAAUUGUCACCAAUUAUUGAAGGUAACGUUGUGGUAGACUCAUCGGCCAACGUGCAUCCGACGGCAAAAUUGGGUCCGAAUGUCACAAUUGCAGCUGGUGUGACUAUCGGUCCUGGAGUCCGGAUUGCCCACUCUAUUAUUCUCGAAGGCGUGACCAUAAAGGAUCACGCUUGUGUGCUCUUUUCCAUCAUUGGCUGGAACUCAAUCAUUGGCCAAUGGGCUCGAGUUGAAGGCCAGCCGCCAAAUGCGUCGCAGAUUCAGGUGCAUUCAGCGGAAACGGCACUGGUUCGCGACGUGACAAUCUUUGGCGUCUCUGUCGUUGCCAAUCCGGAAGUUAUUAUCCGCAACUGUAUCGUGUUGCCACACAAGACGCUGGCUCAGAGCUACCACGAUGAGAUUCUUUUGUAG